Etheostoma cragini (Arkansas darter) is the source of this 1265-nucleotide messenger RNA. RefSeq lists its product as uncharacterized. The transcript has 7 exons. The record is from RefSeq and is a predicted model, not a curated record. Bases 9 to 1265 code for a protein of 418 amino acids. NCBI's taxonomy places the organism in Eukaryota, Metazoa, Chordata, Actinopteri, Perciformes, Percidae.
AACGCGACAUGCCGAGCACGCGCUCUCACGGCCGGGUCCAGCCCACGCUGUCCUUCCCUCGCCGAAAGUCCUGCCGAGUUUCCUCUCGCUCCAAGGCGCCGCAGCUGGAAGACAAGACCCCGUCCCCGACCAAGACCCUGGACCCGGUCCUGACCCGGAUCGGACCGCUGUCCCCGAGACGUCCCGCUGAGCAGCCCGCCCUGCUCUCCCCGACGGGAGAAGUCAUCCGCCUGUUCCCCCUCUCGCCCAGACGCCCCGCAGCCCAGCCGGCGUCCUCCGGCCCUCCCACGCCCUCCGGCCCCCCCACGAGACUCCCACUCAGCCCCAGAAAACGCACAGGUGACGACAGCGGCUGUAACACCUUCUGUAUGUUAUUCCUCUCCAGUCUGUGGAGUCCUCUCCCUGACCACCUGAGGACACCACAGACUGUGGAGGAUUUAAACGUGGCCUUCAAACCCAAUUUUUUAGGAGAGCUUUUGAUUGAACUCUUACCCUUUUCCUGGGCAGGAGGGUUUCGUGACUCUGAUCUGAAUCAGACAAUUGAGGUAGAAGAAGGAGACGAUGUGACUCUUCAGGGUCGUCUGGAGCCGCCCGACAACCUGUCUUCCUACACGUUUGAUGUGGCGAGACUCGACCUCGACGGGGAUGUCCACGGCUAUCGUAACGGAAAGGACCACCUGGCUGACCAGAUGAGUCAAUACAAGAACAGAACACACCUGAACCAUGAAGCCCUGGUCCGAAGGACUGUGAUGCUGACGAUCUCCUCAGUAACUCUGUCCGAUAGCGGAUCGUACAAAGUCUACGUCCCAGACCUGGAAGCCAGUUUUAUCACUCACGUCAUUGUUGUACCCAAAGGCCAAAGGGGCGAGGCGAAGAGAAACGAUACGACCACAACUCGACCUCCGGCUACUGACCCUGGUAAAUGUCUGAGUAGUUACCUAAUGAGCUCAAGGCAGGACAAGUGGAAACACCUGAGUUUAAUGGGGAACAGGUGUGCUAGGGGGAACUUGCCAGUGAAAAUGGAAAGAGGAACGCAACAGGAGGGGAGAAGAAACGCUGCAGAGCAGAGCCCGACCGCCACGGAGGACAGUGGAGACCAACAGCUGGGCUGGAGCAGUGGCUGCUGGGACAAGUCGUCAGGAGUGCGGGUGAACGCGUGGUGGUGCAGACCGGACUACGUCCUGAGAGCCCGAAGCAACAGGGAGACCGCAGCCACCCAAAUGAGGAUGUCGGCCGGGUGGAACACGCGACGCGGACAGGCGUAA